AUGAUUUUUGACGACGAUCAUAUGCCCAAAAUAAUUGCAGGCGGUCCCGACCUAAAUGUGCCCGGAGUUGUUAAGGAUUCGGGCAUAUUAUAUUCUAAUCGUCUGAACCUGUCACAGAACUGUGAUCUGAUUGUCUCGAAAGCACGCCGAACUACCGGAUCACUUCACAGAAACUUUAAGCCCAUCAAGCCGCAGCGUCGACGUCAGCAACUUACUGGCCAGCAAGACCUACGUGGAUCCAACGGUAGUGACUGCGCAAGCAUCGGAGAUGCGUGGCAUCCCUCACCAGCGUCGUCACCUUCAUCAGCUGAGGUGAACCAUGGAAGGCUGACACCAACAUUCUCCUCAAGUGUUCCAACGGGAGAUUUGAACGCGGCAACUUGCUUAUCUAUUCCCCCUAAAGUCUCUGCUCCAACAAGUCCUCUGGAGUCAAACACUUCUGAACUGGGACGGUUCAGCUGUGAAAUUUGUAGCAAAACUCUCGGGGAUAGGGCAAAACUGAAGGACCAUAUCGACAAUGUGCACAACAGUAAGUCCCAUUCUUCGACUUCCCGAAGUGUUUUUUCUUCUAUGUACUAUUCUAGAUUCAGGUUCCGGUUCAGGUUUUUAUUGAGGGAAAUAUAG
Messenger RNA from Dibothriocephalus latus, 624 nucleotides. Lineage: Eukaryota; Metazoa; Platyhelminthes; Cestoda; Diphyllobothriidea; Diphyllobothriidae. The record is from the annotation of a GenBank genome assembly.